Molecule: messenger RNA, 2596 nt
Organism: Cornus florida
Lineage: Eukaryota; Viridiplantae; Streptophyta; Magnoliopsida; Cornales; Cornaceae
Product: gamma-tubulin complex component 2
Exons: 21
Coding region: 233-2347 (704 amino acids)
Biological process (GO): mitotic cell cycle; microtubule nucleation; cytoplasmic microtubule organization
Cellular component (GO): spindle pole; gamma-tubulin small complex; equatorial microtubule organizing center
Molecular function (GO): gamma-tubulin binding; microtubule minus-end binding
Source: RefSeq, a predicted model, not a curated record
AUUUUGUUGGCAAGGAAAUGGGGAAAAAAUAAAUUGAAGGGUUUACUCACAGAUUUAUUUGUGAGAAAUUGGCGGGAUCUCUCUCUUCUGCUUUUGCCACUUCCAAAUUCUAAAUAUGUGAUCUCAUAAUACUAUCAUUUUCGUUUUUCAGAGUUCAGGCACACGCACACAUACACACACAGAUAUAUAUACACACACAUAUCUCUAUAUAUUUGUUAGGGUUUUCUGUUCAAUGGAUUCGACUUCUUCGUGCCCUUCAACUCCUCGAUGGAACGUUGAAAGACCCUUCCUAACUGGUCGAUUUCUCCAGGAAACGAAGUCUACUUCUCGAACAGCUGAAUCAAAGGGUUUUUCUAUGGAUUCGUUUGGUCCUGGAUUGGAGAAGGCCAUAGGUUGCUACCAUGCUUCAGUUCAGGAACUGAUUGUUAUCGAUGAUCUGUUGUCUGCUUUGGUUGGAAUUGAAGGACGGUACAUUUCAAUCAAGAGAGUACGAGGGAAGGAGGACAACAUUACCUUCCAGAUUGAUGCAUCUAUGGACUUAGCAAUUCAGGAAUCAGCGAAACGGAUAUUCCCUUUAUGUGAGAGCUAUGUGUUGAUUAAUCAGUUUGUGGAGUCAAGGUCCCAAUUCAAGACUGGCCUGGUUAAUCAUUCCUUUUCUGCUGCACUAAGAGCACUCCUUCUAGAUUACCAGGCCAUGGUGGCACAGCUUGAACAUCAAUUUCGACUGGGAAGACUUUCCAUACAAGGAUUAUGGUUCUAUUGUCAGCCAAUGAUGGGGUCAAUGCGAGCUUUGUCCAUAGCAAUAGAGAAAGCUUCAGCCAAUAAUUUUGCUGGUUCGGCGAUUCUUAACCUCUUGCAGAGCCAGGCCAAGGCCAUGGCUGGCGACCAUGCAGUGAGGUCAUUGCUGGAAAAGUUGACACAAUCCGCAAGCUCUGCAUAUCUUGGCAUAUUAGAAAGGUGGGUGUAUGAAGGAGUGAUUGAUGAUCCUUAUGGUGAAUUUUUCAUUGCUGAAAACAAAUCUCUCCAAAAGGAGAGUCUCACCCAAGAUUACGAUGCUAAGUAUUGGCAACAACGUUACAGCCUCAAGGACGAUAUUCCUAGCUUCCUUGCAAAUGCCGCUGGAACAAUUUUGACCACAGGAAAAUAUUUAAAUGUCAUGAGAGAAUGUGGGCACAAUGUUCAGGUUCCAGUGUCAGAAAAUUCAAAAUUGAUGAGCUUCGGUUCAAAUCAUCAUUACCUUGAAUGUAUAAAGACUGCUUAUGAUUUUGCCAGUGGUGAGCUCUUGAAUCUCAUUAAAGAAAAGUAUGACCUAAUAGGAAAGCUGCGGUCUAUAAAGCACUAUCUUCUUCUUGAUCAGGGCGAUUUCUUGGUUCAUUUCAUGGAUAUAGCUCGAGAUGAGCUUGCAAAAAGGCCUGAUGAGAUUUCUGGGGAGAAGCUGCAGUCUCUACUGGACCUUGCGUUGCGCACCACGGCCGCCGCAGCAGAUCCUUGUCAUGAGGACUUAACAUGUUGUGUGGAAAGAUCUACUUUGCUCCAAAGGUUGAGCACACUCAAAGAUCUUGAAAGCAGCCGGACUGCUUCUGAUAGUAAUGAUUUAGAGGAACCAGUAAACAUUACCGGCCUGGAAACAUUUUCUUUGAGCUACAAGGUUCAAUGGCCAUUGUCCCUUGUUAUAUCAAGAAAAGCUUUAACAAAAUACCAGUUGAUUUUCCGCUUCCUGUUUCACUGUAAGCAUGUGAACCGCCAGCUUUGUGGAGCAUGGCAAGUGCAUCAAGCCGUCCGUCCACUCGACAUAAAAGGAACUGCAAUUUCUGUAUCAUCUUUGUUGUGUCGUAGCAUGCUUAAAUUUAUUAAUAGUCUGCUACACUAUCUGACAUUUGAGGUUCUUGAACCGAAUUGGCAUGUGAUGCAUACUAGACUUCAAACUGCAAAGAGCAUAGAUGAGGUUAUCCAGAUUCAUGAUUUUUUCCUUGAUAAGUGUUUGAGAGAAUGUUUGCUUCUUCUGCCCGUCCUUCUCAAGAAGGUGGAGAGGCUAAAAUUGAUAUGCCUUCAAUAUGCAUCAGCAACACAGUGGUUUAUUUCAUCUUCCAUUGAGAUUCCCAAAACAGAUGCACUUUCGGAUGGUUCACUUAGGAUGGAAAAACUUAAGCAAUUGAAACUGCGGAAGCCAUCUCAGUCACUAAUACUGACCCCUGAAAAUGCAACGGUCACUAAUUCUAUUCGGAAAUUUGAGUGGGAAUUUAGUUCCGAGCUUCAUAGUUUGGGACCAAUUUUGAGCAGUAGCUCCCACGCAGAACCAUAUUUGACUCAUCUUGCGCAGUUGAUUCUGGGUGGUGGAGGUGACUAAUAAGUUAUGAUUUCCUUCCUCUGCAGGAUGUAGAUAUGUUCCCCAUGAGGAUAUAUUUUCCGUUUAUUCUCAUCUUGUAUGGUUGUUUGCCUCUAGUUUGUGUUGUUUUUGAAUCUUUAAUGUGUCAUUUGUGGAGUAUACUGAAAGAGAAAAGGAAAAAUCUUUACAGAUUAUUGUGAUGACCAGAUAAUGCUUUGCGGUUUGACUUCAAAAAUGUAAUGUGUCGUUUUAUACAAUUCUGUUCUUGCU